Molecule: messenger RNA, 1053 nt
Organism: Trichoderma breve
Lineage: Eukaryota; Fungi; Ascomycota; Sordariomycetes; Hypocreales; Hypocreaceae
Exons: 1
Coding region: 1-1053 (350 amino acids)
Source: RefSeq, a predicted model, not a curated record
AUGGGAAAAAGAAGCGAAAGUGAAAGCGGCUCAAAGCCGGAGCCGGAAGAAUCUCGCGGCGCACCGGCUGAGCUUCCACAAGAGGUGAUCCCCUUCGACCCGGUGCCGACAUACGAAGAGUCGCGCUCAGGGCCGUCAGAUUCGGCCUCGCUCUCCGUCUCCCAUUCACUCUCUGCCACAGUCUCGGCAUCAACACCGCAGCCGCCGGCCGGAACCUCAGCCUUGGCCCCAACCGUUACCUCACCAUUUAAUUUCCCUACCGAUGGCAAAGGCAAAGAUCGCUCCGUGACUGCACCUCCACCAGUCUACAAGGUCGGGUCAUCCAGCAGCAGCUCCAGCGCUGCCCGAACCAUUGCCUUUCCUCAGAUCAAACCGGAUCCAGACUCGCCUUUCUUAGUGGCAUAUGCCCCUGUUCUUCUCAGCUAUGGAAUUACUGAGGAAACAUGGCGGUCUUUCAUGACCACCAUCUCGGCCUUCCUGACGGCCACCAUAUCAGAUCGUGCCCUAUCACAUGCCACUGAUGUAGCUGCUCACAUUGGCCAAAGCCCCAAAAACUUGGGCAGAAAUGUUGCUGCCCACGCCAAGUCCAUUGGCAGGAACGUGUCAGACAAUGCCAAACGGGGCAACAUCAUAGGUGCUGCCAUGGGCCUCAUCGGUGGCACCAUCUCUCUGCCAAUAUCAACGGCCCUGGGCGUCGUGGGCACCACGCUUUCGCUUCCUGGCCAGGCCAUUGGUGCCGUGACCAAGAGGCCGAGAACCCCCCAAGAGAGAGCAGCGACAUAUGCCGCCGUUGCAAACGAGGAGUGGCUGCACAUGCGCGGCUUGCAUGCACAUCUAUUUGAUUCCGCCGGGUUGGCUCAUCAUUUGGGAAUGCCGCUGGAUACGUUGUUAAGUUUGGCGUGGGAGACUAAGGAGAGCGAUGCUGGAAGACAGAUGAGGGCACUGGAGCCGCAUAUUGCUGGGCUCGAUGUUGACGAGGGGGCGAUGUUGCAACUGAAGACUCAAACACUGUGGCUGGUGUUGAUGCCUGGAAAGCAACCCUCUUCAAGUUGA